This is a messenger RNA of Phyllostomus discolor (pale spear-nosed bat), 2963 nucleotides long. RefSeq names its product ADP ribosylation factor like GTPase 14 (gene ARL14). Gene Ontology annotation, cellular component: cytoplasm. Gene Ontology annotation, molecular function: GTP binding; GTPase activity. The record is from RefSeq and is a predicted model, not a curated record. NCBI's taxonomy places the organism in Eukaryota, Metazoa, Chordata, Mammalia, Chiroptera, Phyllostomidae. The transcript has a single exon. The coding region runs from base 475 to 1179 and encodes 234 amino acids. Gene Ontology annotation, biological process: vesicle-mediated transport; intracellular protein transport.
CGGGUGGUUUGAUGUUUCCUGUUGAGUAAUCUGGACAAGGGGAAAGUACUCAAGUUACACAUGGGGAAGUGUGAGAUAAACUCCCUCUUGAUGAUUUCAGAAGUCUGAUUACUUAUUUACAACUGGGAUAAGAUCAAUGGUCAAAUAACUAGAGAAGUUCUACCAACCACUUGUCAAGGUAAGUUUUUAUUCUGCUGCCCAACCACAUUCCCACGCAUGCCUGAACCUUUGAUUUCCACACAUUUCUAAAACCUGGGAAGAAGAAGCUGCAGCAUCACCCAGGCAGGCCCCUCCUGAGUCCUGCUCACUCUCCGAGAGUUUCCCACUUGAGCUACUGUGACAUUGCCUGGUUACUCACCCCACAGAUUCCUCAGGAUUGGCUGGGACUGCAAAUAAAACACUGUUUAUCCAUAAUCAAACUGAUAAGCCACAACAUUAAGUACACACAGUGCCUCAUAGAAGAGAGUAUAAAGCAUGUGCUCUCUUUCCUCCCAGCAUUUUCAUGCUGGAGAGGAAACCUGGAGGGCACACACUGUCUCUGGACAACAAUUUAUUAAGGGAGAAAAGCUUAAAAUGGGUCUGUUGAGUUCUAAAAACCCUAAAGUCAAGCAAGCCCAAAUUCUUCUUCUGGGACUCGACUCUGCUGGGAAGUCCACUCUCCUUUACAAACUCAAGCUUGUGGAGGACACUGUGACCCUCCCAACUGUAGGUUUCAACGUGGAGAUGAUCGAGCUGGAAAAGAGUCUUUCACUCACAGUCUGGGAUGUUGGGGGGCAGCAGAAGAUGAGAACCGUGUGGGACUGUUACUGUGAGCGCACCGACGGGCUGGUGUACGUCGUGGACAGCGCAGAUAAACAGCGACUGCAAGACUCCCGGAGAGAGCUCGAGCGCAUUUUGAAAAAUGAACACAUUAAAAAUGUGCCCGUUGUUCUAUUCGCCAACAAACAGGAUGUGCCUGGAGCGCUGACCGCCGAGGACAUCACCAGAAUGUUCAGAGUGAAGAAACUUUGCUGCGACCGCAGCUGGUACGUGCAGCCCUGCUGCGCCCUCACCGGGGACGGGCUGGCGGAGGGGCUCGGGAAACUCGCCGAGUUUGUGAGAAGCCGUGUGAAAUCAAGAGCAGACACUGCAGCAUUCUUCAGGCAGAACUUAAGUCUAAGCAGUGAACGAUGGAGUUGAAAAGGUAAUGUUUUUUCUAUGUCAACUGAGAAAAGCCAGUUGCUGAGAUGGCAAACUUUUCCUGAGAUGCUAUUACACCUAAAUUAAGUUAAACAACUCAGAAUAAAAGCUGUAAAAUAUUAUUUUUGGCCAGGCACUUUAGCACUGUGGUAAUAAUAACUGCGAAUGAGAAAUUUACAAUUUUGUGCACAUUGGGUGGGUCAGAAAAAUCAUGUUUAGGACCAAUUAAAUUAUUGCUUUAUUAUUUCUAUAUGACUACUAAGUAAACUGUCUGCUAAGAGAGUCAGAAUUCUUUCAGAUUGUUUUCAGCUGUUACAGGUAUUAAAUUUCCACCACACUCCUAUAUAAUACCUGGGUGAUGUAAAAAAAAUAAACUUUAAAUUAUGGAGAGGAAAAGUUUGAUGUUACCAUCUUGUAAAUCUCAAUCUACCCACUGUAUAAAAUUUUUCUUCUGGAUUCCUGCCAGCUUUUUGAAAUCUUUUGCUGGGAACUUUAUACAAUGAAUCAAACAACAAACUCCAUGUUGUUAAUGGAACAGAGGCUGUGUUCUCCCAUAGGGAGCAGAAGUUUGUAUCUUAAAGCUCUGAGUUUAGGGCAAGGCCUGAAGUUAUAGCUCAGCGCAACCGGCAGCCCCAAGACGGGCUUCAGUAUAAUUUAGUGUAACAGUCAUUACUUGGGAACUAUGUACAGCUCACUGUACGGAUCAACAGGAACCAGAGACAGACUUUCCUCUCAGAGACCUUAAAAUUCACAGUGGACAAUGACAGAAAGCUAAACGCUAGAAUAGGGCAAUGAAUGCCAUGUGAUAUAACUGGAGAGACUCUAUCUGGCCUGGAAAAACAGGAAGUGCUUCAUGCGGGAAGUGGUAUUUAAGAGGGUUCCCAACUCCUGGGGACCCCCCAGAGGUACAGGGUGGUCACUGGAAGUUCCCAUCACUAGGAGACUCUCCAGAGACGCUGUGGGGGAGGGCAGGAGGAGUGAAGGGACUAGGGAUUGAGUUGGAACUCCCCUGAGAGGCUCAGAACUCCCCAGGAGGCCCUAGUACUGGCUCCUCCAGAAAGGCUGUUAGGCCAGAAGCAGGCCUCAGGUGUCCCCAGCAGUCCCUGGGACUCCAACUCUUAAGGUCACAGAGGAGAAUAAAGGCAUAGUAAGACAAGGGUGCCAGCCCCCAGACUCCUAUCACCGUUUCCUUCUCUUAGCCCUGAUUUGUUCAGCAAAGAUAUGAGUAGUGACUUCUGUGCUACAUGAUAGCAAUUCAAAUAAAAAAGUAGACAUACACAUAAUAAUAGUUACCACUGAUCGAAUACUUGUGUGUGUCAGGCAUUGUGCCAAACACUUUUGUACAUCUUCUCAUUUAACGUUCACAACUGCCCUGAGAGGAAUAGGUGUUACCUCAUUUUAUACGUGGGAGCACUGAGCCUGCACAAGGGCAGACAACAGUAACAUCCACAAGAAGAGAUGGGUGUUUUACUGAGGAGUGGCAGAGCCAAGUUCAAAUUUGUGUGUGUGACCUCAAGGCCUGUGCUGUGAACUACCAUGAUAUUGUUUUAUAAACUAGGUAUGGUCUCUGUCUUCAGUGAGCUUACAAGACACAAUUAAGAAUAAACCCAGGCUAAAUUAAAAAUUGCGCUACCAUAUGACCCAGCAAUCCCACAUUUGGGUAUAUAUAUCCAAAGAAAAUGAAAUCGCUGUCUCAAAGAGGCAUCUCUACUCCUGUGUUCAGUGCAGUAUUAUUUGCAACAGCCCAGGCAUGGAAACAACCCACAUGUCUGCUGAUGGAUGAA